AUGAGGAGUGCUUCCCUCCGGCUCACUGCCCCUUCCCAGGCAGAGCCCGGAGUCCCCCUUCCAGGACUAAAUGUAGGCCCAAGAGCUGAAGGCUGCCAGCCUGCUUGCAGUCCAGUCCAGAAACCCAGCGUUGCUGUGGCUGCUGCUUCUGCGAACAAAAAGGGCAGAUUUUGGUAUCAUAGCACAGCUGAUGAAUUUUAUAUUUCUUUUUGUUGUUUCAUAUUCAAGGCCUAUAUGAAUCCCAUAGCUAUGGCCAGAGCACGAGGUCCUGCCCAAAAUUCGGGACCAACAAUACAAGACUACUUGAACAGGCCAAGACCAACAUGGGAAGAAGUGAAAGAGCAACUAGAAAAGAAAAAGAAAGGAUCCAGGGCCUUGGCUGAGUUUGAAGAAAAGAUGAACGAGAAUUGGAGGAAAGAACUGGACAAACACAGGGAGAAAUUAGUGGGUGGAAACGAGAGUUCCUCCAAAAAGAAAGAGAAAAAGAAAAAGGAAAAGAAGAAAUCUAAUAGGUUGUCUUCAUCUUCCUCUUCUUCAUCAAGCUCUGAUUCUUCCAGCAGUUCAUCUGAUUCAGAAGAUGAGGAUAAAAAGCAAGGGAAGAAAAGAAGGAAAAAGAAGUAUCGCUCCUCACGGAAAUCUUCAGCAAGCUCAACUUCUGAAUCUGAGUCAGACAGCAAGGACAGCACAAAAAAGAAAAGGUCAAAGGAAGAUUAUGAAAAAGAGAAGGAAGGCAAAAAUCACCACAGGAAAAGGAAGAAAGCCGAUCGUGGUGAUGGACCUUUAUCAUCAGAAUCCUUAUCAGAAUCGGAUCAGACAGAGGAGGUGCAAGCAAAAAAGAAGAAAAACAACGAGGAAAAAGAGAAAACAGAUAAAACAAAAAAGAGAAAGAAGCACAAGAAACAUGGUAAAAAGAAGAAAAAGAAGAUUGCUGGUUCAAAUUCGGAUUCGGAAUAAUAUUUAAAAUAAACAAGACUACCAACAGAAGUGCAAUGACUAAAGGAAACUUAAACUGUGAAAUGACAGCAAACUUUACCAAACUGCAUGAGUUUUCCUGUGUUUUAGAAAUAUUCCUGAUCUUUCAGUAGCCAGCCAG
Molecule: messenger RNA, 1093 nt
Organism: Aptenodytes forsteri (emperor penguin)
Lineage: Eukaryota; Metazoa; Chordata; Aves; Sphenisciformes; Spheniscidae
Gene: FAM133B
Product: family with sequence similarity 133 member B
Exons: 11
Coding region: 1-954 (317 amino acids)
Source: RefSeq, a predicted model, not a curated record